AUGGAAUCAGAAGACGGCCAAUUAUUCAUCAAGCGGAUCGCGCACUUCGUACGGACGCACGAAAAAGCGCUCGCAAAUGCGAUCCAAGCCCAGCAGCGAUGGCAGCCCGUGAGGCGCGGCAGCGAUAUCCCAGGUUCGCCCAGGACGCCGGUGGGCACCGCUCGGGAGCCCAGUUCCGGGUCCGCCGCGAGCAGUCUUGCAUCCGCGCUCACUCUUCCCUUCACCUCGCAGUCCUUGAAGCUGGCCAAGCUGUCUUUGACUCCGCACCAUCUCUACUACCUGCUCAGCCGAUUCGAGGAACUUAAUAUCGCAGUGGGCCCCAUGGGUGUUCGCCUGGAGAACAUCCACGCCGAGGCCUCGCCCGCCAAUUAUGUCUCGUUCUUGCGCGACUCAUCCACUCGAAGAAAUAGAUCUUCGGAUAGCCUCUCGAUCCACUCGGUUUCUAGCGUUAGGAGCGUCAUGUCUGGCAUGUCUAGCAUCUGGUCCAACUUCGGCUUCGGCCCCUCGAUCGCGACACGCAACGAAAAGGCCAAGGCUGCGCUCGAGGCGGACCUCAAGUACUUGUACUCGUCGUUCACCAAGGUGCCUUGCCUGAGACUGGCACCUGACCGCAAGGCACGCCUCGUCGAGGGCUUCGAGGAGUUCCCAUUCGACACCGCGGUACCGCUAUUGGCUUUCAAGAACGUCAGCACUUUGGAGAUUUGCGAUAUCGACAUCAGACAAUUCUUUGGCUGGGAUCGGAUGGCGGAGCAGCUCCGGAGUCUGGUGGUCAAGAGGGCCGGUAUCGAGGACCCGGCAGAGUUGUUGAUUUCCAUCGUGCUCGACGACAUGGACCGUCGUCGUCGGAGGUCCGCCAAAACCCAGUCGUCUCCCAUCAUUUCGUACGGAUCAUCGACUCCCGGGAACUCCUCCACUGAUGUUGGCACCUCUUCGUCCGGUCCUCCGUCGCCUUCGUCGCAACCAGCGGUCGUCGGCGCCCACGCUGCGAGUGCUCCCGUCGGACACUAUCACAAUAUGUCCCGAGGGCCUUCGGAAUCUUCGCGCUCCAGCUCCAAGAACCGCCCGCGCAGCAGCUCGCCAUCCAAAUCUUCGACCCGGCCUACAUCCCACCGCAUGCGAAGAUCGGGUUCCGGCAGCAGCCAUUCCUCGGCCGCUUCCACCGUCCUACCGUCGCCCAUCAGCCUACCACCCGCCAAAUGGAGGAUGCUCCGGCAUCUGUCGCUGUCCGAUAACGGACUUCAUUCCAUCACGUCCGUCGCAUUGGUACCACUCGCGGGAUCUUUGACGUCGCUCGACCUAUCCAAUAACCUAUUCACUGCAAUCCCGGAAAGCCUCUCCAUCCUGCACAACCUCCGCGCAUUGAAUCUGUCGGGCAAUAUGAUCGAUUCUCUGCAUUCCUUGACCCGCAACCCGUUGCCCGCCAUCACCUCCCUCAACCUUCGGGCCAACCGACUGUCGUCGAUCGCUGGUAUCGAACGGGCUUUGACCCUGGAACGCCUCGAUCUGCGACAGAACAAGCUCACCGACCCUACCGAGCUUGCACGGCUGACGUCGGCACCGAACUUCACCGCCGUGUGGGUCGCCGACAACCCCUUCACCAGGACCCAUUCUUCGUCCUACAGGAUCACGAUCUUCAACUUGUUUAGGAACACCCCGGGUUACACGGACGACGUUCUGUUGGAUUCGCAAGGCCCUGGCAUGAUGGAGAAGCGGAGUCUGAUCGAGAGAGUGGCCGAGGCACCUAGUGUCCCCGUCGUCAAAGUCCCCAAGCAGCAGCCCGUCACAGUACAUCAAGUCACGUCUCUAGAUUCCAAUAAGAAGAAGGACAACAGAACCGACGAGAAGUCGAUACCCUCCGCCGAAGUUGCACGGGCAAAACGGAAGACGGGCAGACGGAGAGUAGUCGAGCUUAGCCGCGAAGACAGUAAUAAUCUCAACAGCGAUGGGGCGGACGCACAAUCCGUACGCACACUAGUCCGGUCACCAAUCAACCCCACCGUUCGCACACAACCCCUCUCGACCAAGAAGCAGUACCGCAUGGAUAUCGAAGCGGCCGCGCAAGAGGACGCAUCUUCCGGCGCGGAAUCGUCGCCACCGCCGUCGCUACCAAACGACAACGUUGACUGGUCGAUCCGCGGAGACGAGUACCGACGUAAAGUCGAGGCUCUCAAGAGCGAGGUUGGCAGUGGGUGGCUUAGUGUUCUCAGCGAGGAGGGAUUGUCGUUAGCAUCGACAAGAAAGACCUCGCCUUCGGAUCCUCCACGGUAG
Tricharina praecox is the source of this 2268-nucleotide messenger RNA. RefSeq lists its product as uncharacterized. The coding region runs from base 1 to 2268 and encodes 755 amino acids. Gene Ontology annotation, molecular function: protein kinase binding. The transcript has a single exon. The record is from RefSeq and is a predicted model, not a curated record. NCBI's taxonomy places the organism in Eukaryota, Fungi, Ascomycota, Pezizomycetes, Pezizales, Pyronemataceae. Gene Ontology annotation, cellular component: cytoplasm.